GCCAGUGAUCGCAACAGCUACAGGAAGUUCAGAUUAAAAAAUAAUAAUUUAAAAAAGCAACACAAGAUCAACGUGGUUCAGACACGACUGAAUGACCUUAGGAGGACACCAUUGGUAUCUAUCCAAUGGAGCGGCUAUUGGUGGCCCCUGCUCAGAUGGAGCAUGGUGCACAUCUUCUUCGCCAGCUGGAGAAGAUGAGAGUUGCAGAGGAGCUCACUGAUGUGGUUCUCGUAGCUGGCGGCAUUGCAUUUGCUUGCCACAAGGUGGUGCUCUCUGCAUUCAGCCCAUACUUCCAAGCUAUGUUUACAUGUGGUCUUAAAGAAACGAGGGGAGGUGAAGUCACCCUGAGAGACACCCCUGCUCAGAGUUUGGAGCUUCUCCUUGGUUAUAUGUACCGUGCUGAACUCCACCUGUCCAAUGACAAUAUCCAGGCAGUUUCUGCUGCUGCCUUUCUGCUCCACGUAGAUGGCGCCUUCCGGUUGUGUCAGCAGCACAUGGAGGCCAGUAUGGACUCUUCCAACUGUGUUGGUCUGUACCACUGGGCCAGAGACCUGGGGGCCACUAGUUUGGCUGACUGCGCUUUCCGAUACCUUUGCCAACACUUUACACAGGUUUGUGAGGAAGAAGAAGUCCUAGAGUUGGGCGCUCAAAGUCUUGCAGAACUUCUGGCUUCAGACGACCUCAACAUUUCCCAGGAGGAGGUAGUGCUGGAGCUAGUGUUGCGUUGGGUGGCAAAGCGGCGAGGAGACUCACAGAGUGAAGCUCAGGCUGUCGAAUUACUCAGUCGUGUUCGACUGGAGCUUGUGGACCCCGUGUUCCUCCGUAAAGCCAGGAGAAGAAACCCGGUUUUGUUGCGGGACUUUGAGUGCUUUAGAAUGAUAGAUGCUGCCCUCCACACUACGGGCCUAUGCGAGGCAUCAACUCCGCCACGACCAAACCUUCGUUAUGGGAUGGAGACCACCAACUUCCUGAUUUGCCUGGGAGGCAUCAGUGGAAGUCCUUUCCGCCGUGGGGUAUUUGCUGAUCCCAGUUUUUGCUUCUCUCCUCAACACAAGAAGACUUACUAUAUCCCCUCUCCUCUGAGGCGCUCAAAGAGUUUUGGUCAAAUCUCAGGGGGUGCUGUGACUUCUGACAACAAAAUAGUAGUUGCUGUAGAGGCAGAGGAUGAAUACAAGAUGAAGAGAGUGCAUAUCUACAGGUACGAUCCUGUUGAGGAGUCCACCUGGGUUGAGAUUUGCUCAGCAGGAUACAGGGAUAUGUAUGCUUUUGGGCUGCUAGAAGAUGCACUCUACAUCAUAGGCGGUCAGAUGAAAGUGGGCCAUCAUUACAUCGUCACGGAAAGUGUAAUGAGGUGGUCGCUGAAGAGAGGAAACAGCUGGCUCUCGUUUGCUCCGCUGCCUCUUCCUUUAGCCUGCCACACCACUGUGAGCCUCAAUGAGCAUCUCUACGUACUGGGAGGCUGGUCACCACAGAACCAUCCAGAUGAAGAACCGGACCAACUGAAUAACAGAGUGUUUCAGUUCGAUCCCGGUAAAGACAGAUGGAAAGAGUGUGCCAGGAUGAAGUACUCGAGGUAUCGCUGUGGCUCUGCUGUUCUCAAUGGAGAAAUCUAUGUUUUAGGUGGUAUAGGGUGUGAUGGAGAGGACCGCGGCCAAUCACGGCGCUCCUUGAGCUCUGUAGAGAUUUACAACCCAGAAGCAGACACGUGGAGGCCGGGUCCUGCUCUGCCUACGUCCCUACUCUCGCUUCGGAACAACACCUCCAAUGUUGGAGUAGUGCUGGGCAAACUCUAUCUUUGUGGAUAUUACAAGGGUGCCAGUCGCCAUGAGAUCAUUACCAAGGAGGUUUUGGAAUUGGACCCUGCAGAGAACGUGUGGACAGUGGUAGAAAGACAUGCAGCAAUGCAUGACAGCUAUGAUGUCUGUCUGGUGGCUAACCUCAAUCCUCGUGACCUCCUUACACAAUGAUACAUCCCUUUAUGGCUUGACGCAGCAACAGCAGAGCUGAGGGAGGUCAACUUCCGACAUCACAACCAAAUUUACCACCUGGUUGUGCCUUGAAAACCACUGACUGUGGAUGGGAGAACUCUAGAUGGUCUUAGUGUGAGCUUUUUGUGCAAACAAACCGAGAGGGCGCAGGGGUAAAAAAAAUGUUUGGCACAGUUAUUGCAUUUUAAAAUGUUCAUCUAUGCCUGAAUCUACUGGAUACAUACUGGUUAAUAGAUGUGCUAUUAUUCUGGUACAUUAUUGUAAUGUCUAUGGAACUUUUUUUGAUGCCUUGAUAAUAAUGGUUUUGAGAUAACAUGGCAUACUGUCUGGCACACAAAAUGUGUACAAUCAAACAAAUCACUCUUCUGUAUUAAAUAUCAAAUAAACUUUGGAAAGAGAAAAAUAAA
Molecule: messenger RNA, 2395 nt
Organism: Corythoichthys intestinalis (scribbled pipefish)
Lineage: Eukaryota; Metazoa; Chordata; Actinopteri; Syngnathiformes; Syngnathidae
Product: kelch repeat and BTB domain-containing protein 12-like
Exons: 10
Coding region: 126-1967 (613 amino acids)
Molecular function (GO): protein binding
Source: RefSeq, a predicted model, not a curated record